This is a messenger RNA of Saxophila tyrrhenica, 5142 nucleotides long. RefSeq names its product DNA polymerase zeta (gene REV3). NCBI's taxonomy places the organism in Eukaryota, Fungi, Ascomycota, Dothideomycetes, Mycosphaerellales, Extremaceae. Gene Ontology annotation, molecular function: DNA-directed DNA polymerase activity; nucleotide binding; DNA binding. Gene Ontology annotation, cellular component: nucleus; zeta DNA polymerase complex. The transcript has a single exon. The record is from RefSeq and is a predicted model, not a curated record. Bases 1 to 5142 code for a protein of 1713 amino acids. Gene Ontology annotation, biological process: error-prone translesion synthesis; double-strand break repair via homologous recombination.
AUGGCUGAACCGGAGACCUUCCGGGUGCGACUCAACUGCAUCGACCACUACCAGAGCCCUCCGUCCGCUCUCGAUCCACCACUAUGGGGCGUGUCAACCUACUCCUCAACCCAGCGAGGCACCCUUCCCAAUGUACCAGUCAUUCGCAUCUUCGGCGCAACAGAAACGGGCCAGAAAGUCUGCAUGCACGUCCACGGCGCAUUCCCCUACCUCUUCGUUCCAUACACCGAGUCGCUAGAGCAAGACGCGGUAGAAGCGCAAAUCAGGGAUAUGAGACUAUCAAUCGACCAUGCGCUCGCGCUUUCAUACCGCAGGAACCCGUACGCUGAGCCCAAGUCCGCGCAGUUCGUCGCACACAUCAGCCUGGUCAAAGGCGUGCCGUUCUUCGGGUACAAUGUUGGAUACAAGUACUAUCUCAAGAUCUACCUUCUAAAUCCGUCACACAUGACGAGGUUCUCGGAUCUGCUGCAGCAAGGAGCGAUAUUGCAAAGGCAUUUCCAACCGUAUGAGGCGCAUCUGCAGUAUCUGCUACAGUGGAUGUGCGAUUUCAACUUGUACGGGUGCGCGUACGUGGAGACGAAGAAGCCGUACUUCCGGCUGCCGGUACCGUCGGCAGAGGAGCUGGAUGAGCUGGGAGGGUGCAGUCACCUCUGGCACGAACAGUCGAUCGAUCGAAGUCAGAUGCUGGAUGAGCAGCACUUCCAACGCCAAAGCCAUUGUCAGCUCGAGCUCGAUAUUAAAGUUGGUGACAUCCUGAACAGACACGAAGUACAGCCGCGCGAUCUACACCAGUCGUUCGUCGAGCGGCUGUCCUCGCUGGAGAAUUUGCCGCCGGAAGAGAAACUCGUGCAAUCGAUGGCUGGACUGUGGAAGGACGAAACGAAGCGGCGGAAACGACGGAUGGGGCUGUCCGAUCCCUCGUCUUCGCCUUUCCCGCCGGAAGUGCUGGUCAGUAUGAGCGCUGAUCCGCGGAAUGAUAGCAAAGGCGGGUGGAUUCAUGAGGCUGAGUUUCGGGAGAUGGUUGACGAGCUUGCCAAGCAGGAGAACAAGGCGCGCGGCGGCAAGGCGGCGACAUUUGAGUCUUUUCUGUCGCAGAAGGACGCGGAUGAUGGGGUGCAAACGGUGUUUGAGAGUAUUGAGGAGCUGUUUGGGGACAAGUUUGGCAUCCGCAGGGGGUUAAAGGCUAAUGCGGAUGGUGGAGAGGAAUUUGACCAGGCGACUGCUGAGCUCAAUGGUUGGCAUGACCAUCCCGCUGCUCCUACAGCUCAAGCACCUCUGGUUGACGAACACAGCAUUGCCCAAGUGAGGGAUGACGAUGAUUACGGCAGUGACGAAGAAGUCGCCAGAGACAAGGCUCUGACACAACAGCAGAAGCUUAGGGAUGCUGGUGUUGAUGGUGCUGUUGGCGAAGGAAAGAUCGAAGGCGGCUCAUCAGAUAUCGAAGCACGAGCUGAGAAAGUUGAAGAAGGUGCCGAUGUGCCUUCGGAAACUGUCCGUGCUGCAGAGCAUGGCUCCCUGAAGCGCCCGGCGGCAACAGCAAGCCAGGGUCCGUUCAAGCGGGUGAAAUUCGACCCAGAACCGGAGAGCGCACAGCCAAAUCGUGCGCCAUUCAGGGUCAAGGACGUCAGGCCAGCGAAGCCCGCCAAAGCAUACAGCGGGACUCCCAACGGGCACCAGCCUCCUCCCGGAGCUCAGCCAGCAAAUGAAUCAAAUGCAGAAUUUUUGGCUGCCGUACCUUCCGGACAGCCUCCGCCUUCAUCGCAGCCACAGCGGUCUUCACAAGCGCCAUCGUCGCAGAACAGCACAAUCAGCUUUCCUAUUGUCAAGAAUGCGAACGACCCGGACACAGCACUUAGACUCAGCCAACGCGAUGACCUGUCGCGCAUUCCUCCGCGGAGCUCUCAGACGACUGCUAAGGACGUGUCUACAAGCUUCGACUCCAUCUCUUCCGCGACCAGCUCUAAGCCGCCUUCCAAGUCAACCCCAGCGCCUAUAAUUGAUUCGAAAUUGGCUGCGAACUAUGCCAUUGCCUUCAAUCUGCCACCGGAGGUGAACGUCUUCAUCUUUAGAGCUCGAGCUCCAUCGUGCGAACAGGUCGAACGGACAAUCACGCCUUCUGUGAUAUACCAGGAUGCGUACUAUAGUAACGAGAAGGACGUUCCGGAACGGCCGAGAGAGUAUGCUGGGCAGGAGUUCAGACUUGAAAGUACCACGGUCCCUUUCCUGCCGGAGUUCGACAAGUCGGGGCAGCAACUACCGAACAAGACGGUUGGUUCCGACAAAGCGAAGCAGACAUUAGCAGAGCAACGACGACGCCGGCAGUGUACGCUUCGACAUUGGGAGAUCAUGGCACCGCCACCCACCUUUGACGAAGUUCAGCAGUGGCUCCACUCAGAAGGCGGCAACGAGCCGAGCGACCUGGACAAGCUCGAAGUCGACGGACCUCCGGCAGCCACACAAGUCAAGCGGAAGAAUCGUCCGGCACCUGAGCUGUCGCAGAUCGACGGCCCAACGCAGAAGAACAAGCACGGCUUCAAGUUCUCCCAGCACAAGAAGAGCACGAGUGUGCAGCAUGAGACUGGCUACAUGAGCACCAUGGCACUAGAAGUCCAUGUCAACACCAGAGGUGACUUUGCUCCGGAUCCUGAGAAGGACGAGGUGAAUCUGGUCUUCUGGUGCAUCGCUGAUGAGCAGCUCGACGAGGAUCUGAGAAUGGGUGUCGUCGUCUUGAGCAAAGACGGAGGCGACACUCUUCCGGAACGCAUACGACGCAUGGUCGGCAACGACGUCCAAGUCGAUGCAGAAGAGACUGAAAUUGACCUCAUCAACCGCAUGGUCGACAUCGUCCGCGAACACGACCCAGACAUCCUCGCCGGCUUCGAAGUCCACAAUAGCAGCUGGGGCUACCUCAUCGAGCGCGCGCGGCUGGUGCACGAGUUCAACCUACCCGAUGAGUUCUCGCGGAUGAAAUCACAAUCGCACGGCCGGUUCGGCAAGGAUGCUGAUCGCUGGGGUUUCACACAUACCUCUACCGUGCGCAUUACUGGAAGACACACGAUCAAUAUCUGGCGAGCGAUGCGGUCGGAGUUGAAUCUGCUGCAGUAUACCAUGGAGAAUGUGGUGUUUCAUCUGCUGCAUCGACGGAUACCGCAUUAUUCGUUUGCCACGCUGACGAAGUGGUUUAAUAGCGAGAGGCCAAGAGAUCUGGCCAAGGUGGUUGAUUAUCAUAUGACGCGGACGAGAUUGGAUAUGGAGAUCCUGGACGCCAAUGAGCUGAUUCCGCGUACCUCGGAGCAGGCUCGUCUGCUUGGUGUGGACUUCUUCAGCGUCUUCUCGCGGGGCUCGCAGUUCAAAGUCGAAUCACUCAUGUUCCGGAUCGCCAAGCCGGAGUCUUUCGUGCUUGUCUCGCCGUCUAGGAAGCAAGUCGGAGCCCAGAAUGCACUGGAGUGCCUGCCGCUGGUCAUGGAGCCUCAGAGCGCUUUCUACAACAGCCCACUGCUGGUCCUGGACUUCCAAAGCUUGUACCCAAGCGUCAUGAUCGCUUACAACUACUGCUACUCAACGUGCCUAGGCCGCAUCGUCAACUGGCGUGGCACGAACAAGCUGGGCUUCGCUGACUUCAAGCGCACGCCUGGCCUGCUGGAGCUGGUGCAGGAUAAGCUCAACAUUGCGCCGAACGGCAUGAUAUAUGUCAAGCCGGAGAUGCGGAAGUCGCUGCUGGCGAAGAUGCUGGGCGAGAUCCUCGAGACUCGCGUGAUGGUGAAGUCCGGCAUGAAGGUCGACAAGGACGACAAAACCCUCCAGCAACUCCUGAACAACAGACAACUCGCCCUCAAACUCAUCGCUAACGUCACCUACGGCUACACCUCCGCCUCCUUCUCCGGCCGCAUGCCCUGCUCCGAAAUCGCCGACAGCAUCGUGCAGACGGGCCGCGAGACGCUCGAGAAGACCAUCGCCUUCAUCCACUCCGUCGAGCGCUGGGGCGCUGAGGUCGUCUACGGCGACACCGACAGCCUGUUUGUUUACCUCAAAGGCCGGACGCGCGCCGACGCUUUCAAAAUCGGCGACGAGAUCGCCAAAGCCGUCACGGACAUGAACCCGCGCCCCGUCAAACUCAAGUUUGAGAAAGUGUACCACCCCUGCGUUCUGCUAGCGAAGAAACGCUACGUCGGCUUCAAGUACGAGUCUCCCAACCAGACAGAGCCGGAGUUUGACGCGAAGGGCAUUGAGACAGUGAGAAGGGACGGCACGCCCGCGGAGCAGAAGAUCGAAGAAAAAGCCCUCAAACUCCUCUUCCGCACCAGCGACCUCAGCGCCGUGAAGCAUUAUUUUCAGCAGCAGUGCACGAAAAUCAUGACCGGCCGCUUCAGCGUGCAGGAUUUCUGCUUCGCCAAAGAAGUCAAGCUCGGAACUUACUCUGACAAAGGCGUCGCGCCGCCGGGUGCACUCAUCGCUACGAAGCGCAUGCUCAAGGACCCGCGUAUGGAGCCGCAGUACGGGGAGCGCGUGCCUUAUGUUGUGAUUGCUGGGGGCCCGGGGGCGAAGCUAUGGGAGAGAUGUGUGGAGCCUGAGAGGCUGGUUCAUGAUGAGUUUGCGGAGUUGGACGCGGAGUAUUAUAUUAGUAAGAAUCUCAUCCCGCCGCUGGAGAGGAUUUUCAAUCUGGUGGGCGCGAACGUCCGGCAGUGGUAUGAUGAGAUGCCCAAGGUGCAGCGGAUUCGGAACAUCGUUGGAGCACGAGAAGGCGAGGUCGGGGUCAAGAGUAGGAAGACGAUGGAGAGUUAUAUGGGCAGCUCGCUGUGCAUCGUCUGUCGGACUAAGCUACCACCUGUCCCGGCUGGCGGCGAGGCUGCGCAUCUUCCGCUCUGCGAUGCGUGUCGAACGGUUAAGAGUCAGCAGACGCUGCUCACGCUGCGACAGAAGUUGCAGAAAGCGGACAGGAGGAAGACGGAUUUAGAGCGGGUCUGCAGGAGUUGUGCGGGUUUGGCUUGGAGUGAGGAGGUGAGGUGCGAUUCGAGGGAUUGUCCGGUGUUUUAUAGUCGGGUGAAGGCGGGGACGCGGUUAAGGGUUGCGAGGGAGGGGGUGGGUAGGGUUUUGGGGGCUUUGGAGACUGAGGUCGGGAUGAAGGCGGAGCUGGAAUGGUAA